This is a messenger RNA of Erythranthe guttata (spotted monkey flower), 836 nucleotides long. The record is from RefSeq and is a predicted model, not a curated record. Lineage: Eukaryota; Viridiplantae; Streptophyta; Magnoliopsida; Lamiales; Phrymaceae.
UUAACAACUACCUUUCUUGAUAAUUUAUAAGCUUUUAAAUUAUCAUGUGAUAUAUUUUGAACACCCUCUAACUUAGAUUAUUGCUAGUAUUGUACAGCCAUUUUUUUUUUUAAUUUAUAAAAAAAACAUCGAAUAGUGGAAUAAGUAAAGCAGUUGGUAAGAGUGUGGCAAUGGCGGCAUCGUCGUGUAUCUUCUGCCAAAUCGCCCGCUCUUCAACAUCCACCAUCCUCCUUCACCAGGAUCAUAAAGUUAUUGCUUUUCAAGAUAUUAAUCCAUCUGCGUUCAGGCAUUACUUGGUGAUUCCGAUUGAGCACAUUCCAACAGUGAACGAUCUUCACAAGAGAUCAGAAGACUAUACAUUAGUCAGUCACAUGUUAAAUGUUGGUCAAACCCUAUUGCAAAGAGAUGCACCUCAGGCAAAGGAGUAUAGAUUUGGGUUCCACCAGCCUCCGUUCAAUAGUAUCGAUCACCUGCAUCUUCACUGUUUGGCACUUCCGUUUAUUCCCAGAUGGAGAGAGUUAAAAUACUCGUCUUUAGGGCCACUUGGGGGAUUUGUUGAAGCAGGGAUGUUGUUGGAGAGGAUAAAGCCUUCAUUCUGAAAUUGUUGUGGAUUUCAUCUUCUUUAUUAAAUUGUUGUAAAUUAACCAAUUGUUUGCAUUGGAUAUUGCUUUAUGAUAUAUUGCAUUGCAUACACUUAUGUAGUCAUAAUGAAAAUAUACAUGCACUCGAAUAGCAAGUACAUAGAAUCACUUCCCGGAAAGUGUCGUGUAAAUGCUCUGGUUAAUAAUGUUAUGUGCCGAUUUCUGGCUACUUAUAUAUAUACAUUACAUUUAUUU